AAAGAAAAUAAUGGGGAAUACGUCUUGCAUGUUUUGUACCUGCGUCAAACAGGGGAAUAUCGGCGUGGUGGAGCGGUUUGGCCGGUUCGAGAAAUUGGCGGAGCCUGGCCUCCACAUAUUUAAUCCUUUCGCCGGUCAGUAUCUCGCCGGCAUCCUUUCAACCAGAAUCUCCUCCCUCGAUGUUCGCAUCGAAACCAAAACCAAGGACAAUGUGUUUGUGCAAUUGCUUUGCUCGAUUCAGUACAGAGUGGUGAAGGCACAUGCUGAUGAUGCAUUUUACGAGCUGCAAAAUCCCGAUGAACAGAUCCGGGCCUAUGUGUUUGAUGUUGUUCGAGCUCUAGUUCCUAGAAUGAAUUUGGAUGAUCUCUUUGAACAAAAGGGUGAGGUUGCUAAAGCUGUUCUUGAGGAACUUGGAAAGGUGAUAGGAGAAUAUGGAUACAGCAUUGAGCACAUACUGAUGGUUGACAUUAUACCUGAUCCUGCUGUGCGCACGGCAAUGAAUGAGAUAAAUGCAGCUCAAAGACUUCAGCUUGCCAGUGUGUACAAAGGUGAAGCUGAGAAAGUGCUCCAAGUUAAAAGAGCAGAAGCUGAAGCCGAAUCCAAGUACCUGGGUGGAGUCGGUGUGGCCAGGCAGCGUCAGGCAAUCACAGAUGGGUUGAGGGAAAACAUUUUGGACUUCUCUCACAAGGUGGAAGGCACCUCAGCCAAGGAGGUGAUGGAUCUUAUUAUGAUCACACAAUAUUUCGACACGAUCAAGGACCUCGGCAACUCCUCAAAGAACACUACCGUGUUUAUUCCCCAUGGACCUGGUCACGUUAGGGAUAUUGGUGAGCAGAUCCGGAAUGGGCUGAUGGAGGCAUCAACUGCUCAAAUAAAUGUUGAAUGAAUAUCAAGACAAAACAAUCUAAUAGGUUGGUAUUUGUGUUUAGAUUUGUUAUAUUCAUUGCGUGUACAUUGCAAUUGCUUUUGAUGGACCUUCGGCUCAGUCUCUGCAGGCCGUAGUGACCCAACUUUUCUUGCCAUUGGCUGUCGGCUGCAGUUGCAGGUACGUUUCUUGCAUUUCAGUGUCUUGGGCCAAUGGCUAAUUUUGGCUUUUAGAGCUAAACGCAUAGCUUAUAAUUCUGUUUCUUUUUCCGAAGAAAAUAAAUUCCACAAUUAAUUUUAUGUAAUAUUCUAUGGCUGAUUGAAUUAAUUUUAUGUGAUGUAUGUAACUAGAAAUGAAAUAAAAUCGUUUUUGUCCA
Molecule: messenger RNA, 1241 nt
Organism: Gossypium raimondii (Peruvian cotton)
Lineage: Eukaryota; Viridiplantae; Streptophyta; Magnoliopsida; Malvales; Malvaceae
Product: protein PPLZ12
Exons: 5
Coding region: 11-886 (291 amino acids)
Source: RefSeq, a predicted model, not a curated record